AUGUCUGCCGCCGUCGCAACCGUUAAUGCUACCGCCGUGCCUUCGCGCCCCUCGCGCCCUCACCGCAUCACUUUCUCACUCAAGGCGAUCAAAUCCGCCUUGCCUUCGCCCAAGGCCCUGCGCCGCCGCAGCCAGCAGAUCCCUCAGGUCGUCUUCGAUAAUGAGAAGCGCACCGCUGUCUUGAAGGAGGACGCCGCACCCGCCACCAUCGUACAAGUCAACCCGGUCCCGAUCACCCCACCAGCGCAGGAGGAGGAGACCGCCAUCCUCGCCGAUGACGCUUCCUUCCACCUUCCGUCGCCUACUCAAACGCCACAGAUCGGCGCCGCAACCACUGCAUUCACCGCCAUGGCGCCUAGCUCGGAUAAGGCCGCCAUCGCAGGUCUCAUAGCCGAGUACGGCUCUUCAUCCUCCACUUCCUGGCUCGAAUUCUCCCGUUACAAGAUCUGGCGUCCGACCGUCCCGAUCAAGGAGUCGUCAUUCGUGCCCGUGCAGGGCUACCUCCGCGCAGAUCCUUACGUCUUCGCUUGGGGCAACCCGCUCGUGAGCGACAAGGCCGCGUUGCAGGCUACCGCACAGGCUUUCUGGGAGUGGGCGAAGAGCGAGGGCCUCAAGGCCGUCUGGUGCUGCGUCGAUGACGACAUGGAGGCUGUCCUCGGCGGCGCUAAGCUUGGGUGGUCGACGCUCUCUUGCAUCGUUGAGGACACGCUCGACCCCAAGACCGUCGUCGAUCUUGCGAACGCGCCCGGUAAUGCUGGCGGUUCUGAGGUCAAGGACUUCAAGAAGAACCUUCGCCGCGCGGAGCGCUCGGGCGUGAUCGUGCAGGAGAUCAAGUACGAUGCGUUUUCCGAUGAGAAGAAGAAGGAGGUCGAGGAUGGUAUCCUGGCUUGGAAGAAGGCGAAGGCGAAGACUGGUCUUCAGCUCGCAUCCACCUCAUUCAUGCCUUGGCUCGACGCCCAGCACCGUCGCUACUGGAUCGCCGAGCACGAGGGCCACGUCGUUGGUAUCCUCAUCCUCACUCAGAUCCACCACAACCAGUGGCAGAUCAAGAACGCUGCAUCCUUCCCUGAAGCGCCGCGCGGUACCUCGGAGUGGCUCAUCUUCCAGGCCAUGGAGGCGCUCAACGGCGAGGACUGCCUUCUCUGGGAGCAGACGCGUGGCCGCUCUGACGAGCACGUCUCAUCUCGUUCGCCAUCCGGCUCUCGCGACUCCUCCGUCACCCCCACCAACUCCGCUGAUGGCCACAGCGAGUCGACCACCGGCCGUGCCGUCGUCACCUUCGGUAUCACCGCCAGCGAGACGCUCUCGCCCUCACAAAAUUUGAACGGCUGGCGCGUCUCCGCGCUUAGCGCGACCUACAACAAGGUCGUCGGUGGCACCGGCCUCACGCGCCGCGGUGACUUCAGGAGCAAGUUCCACACCGUUCACCAGCGCAUGUAUGUGUGCUACCCCGCCAAGCAGGGCUUCGGUCUCGACGGCGUGAGCAAGCUCAUCAAGGCUCUCCGCCAAUAG
This is a messenger RNA of Peniophora sp. CBMAI 1063, 1512 nucleotides long. NCBI's taxonomy places the organism in Eukaryota, Fungi, Basidiomycota, Agaricomycetes, Russulales, Peniophoraceae. The record is from the annotation of a GenBank genome assembly.